Molecule: messenger RNA, 925 nt
Organism: Raphanus sativus (radish)
Lineage: Eukaryota; Viridiplantae; Streptophyta; Magnoliopsida; Brassicales; Brassicaceae
Product: ycf20-like protein
Exons: 2
Coding region: 161-763 (200 amino acids)
Source: RefSeq, a predicted model, not a curated record
AAUGCUGGUAGGUUCCAUUGUUCAUCGUUGCCCCGUGCCCAAAAUAUGGUCACGAAUAGAAGAAAAAUUUAAAAAUCGCAUUUUCCCAAUUUUCUUAUCAUCUAUACUUACUAGCUGAAACACAACCCUAAAUCUCAGAAACCGACUUCUCCUCCUUCUGAUGGCAUGUCAAAUUCAAGCUUCACGCAUUUUAACAUCAUCGUCAAUCAUCGAAAUCGAUAAAGGUCGAUCCUUUAUGAUCAAUGUCUUCCACACAAAGAUCACUCCCAUGAAAAGUCUUCAGAUUCGAAGAAGACCGAAUCAGAGAAUAACAGCGUUUGCGUUAGACACAGGAGGAGGCUCUUCAGUUCCUCCUCCUCCUGGUCCUGGAGAUAACGACGGAGGAGGAGACAGAACAGGUCUAGGUAGCACUAGAUUAGGCAGAAUCGCUGUUGCGUUAGGCAGACAGCUGCUUGUGAAGAUAAACUCUGCGAGACAAAACUUCCCCAUGAAGAUAUUUCUACUGCUUCUUGGUUUCUACACUGCUAAUGCAUUGGCCACCAUUCUUGGCCAAACCGGUGACUGGGACGUGCUCGUCGCGGGUAUAGUCGUCGCUGCCAUCGAAGGUAUCGGUAUGCUUAUGUAUAAGAAGAAGAAGCAACAGCCAUCUUCUUCUUCUUCUUCUUCUUCUGGGAAGUUGCAGUCUUUUGUUGUCUUUGUGAAUUUCUGGAAAGCUGGUGUUUGUUUGGGUCUCUUCGUUGAUGCUUUCAAGUUGGGUAGUUGAAACAUAAAUAGUCCUUUCUUUUCUUCUACUGUAUGAGUAUAGAUAGAGAGAGAGCCUUUGAUUAGAGUUUACACAAGUGUAUCAGUUCAGAACUAAAGUUUCAGUUCUGUCUGAGAAUGCAAGUCCUCAUGUCUUAUUCAUUAAACUCUUGCUUCUCUUUUA